Molecule: messenger RNA, 4483 nt
Organism: Amphiprion ocellaris (clown anemonefish)
Lineage: Eukaryota; Metazoa; Chordata; Actinopteri; Pomacentridae
Gene: ube3c
Product: ubiquitin protein ligase E3C
Exons: 24
Coding region: 203-3448 (1081 amino acids)
Biological process (GO): protein polyubiquitination; ubiquitin-dependent protein catabolic process
Molecular function (GO): ubiquitin protein ligase activity
Source: RefSeq, a predicted model, not a curated record
UUCCUCUUGGAGGACCCGGAUGCAGUUCAGUCGCCUGUUCUCUGUGUUGUGUUGAUUUCUAGAAAGAGGAGGAAAAGAAGACUUGACGUUGGGAUUAACCUAAGCAGCCUUUUCAGUGCUAUUGUGUCUGUUUCUGCCCUUUAAUCAAAAGCCAAAGGAAUUGGUGGCAACGUCUGAGUCAGUCAAUGGGAAAAAUCUAACAAUGUUCAGCUUUGAGGGAGAUUUCAAGACAAGACCCAAGGUAUCUCUUGGAGGAGCAAGCAAAAAAGAGGAGAAAGCAUCUCUUUUGCAUCGCACUCAAGAGGAAAGACGAAAAAGAGAGGAUGAAAGAAAACGACUGAAGAAUGCUAUUAUCAUUCAGUCCUACAUACGUGGUUACCAGGACUUGAAACACCAGUAUGCCAUUCAGAGGGCUAAGUUUGACGAGUGUGUCAGUAAGACACAGGCAGGAGGAGCUCAGCAUGUCUUGGAUGGUGCUGGUCUCUGCCUCUUAUCAAGACAACUCAUAUUUUUCUACAGACAGAGUGUGGAUGCACAUAGAUUGAUAUGGUUGUGCCAGAACCUGGUGAAACACAACAGUCAGUUUGUGAAGCUGUUGGUGGGUCCGCAGAAGCAGACAUGUAUGUUUCAGAUCAAGAGGAUCUUAGGCUUCUGCUGCAGACUCCUGCAAAACUGCAUGGAUGACAGUUUAAAUGUGGCAGUUCCCAUGCGCAUGCUAGAAGUCUUUUCUUCAGAGAGAACCUAUCUUCCUGUUAUUCCAGAUGCUAACUAUGUAGCUUCAUUACUCGAGCAGAUUUUGCACUAUAUGGUACAGAAAGGAUACUACAGGUCGCUGUAUAUUCUCGUAAAUCACAGGCUCCCUUCCAGUCUGGAGUACAAUGAUGCUCCUUCUAUCCCUCUGGCAAGCACACUGUUGGAGCACAUCCUCAAACCUCUGCACUUUACCUACUCCUCCUGCACAACAGGCGCAAGGCAGUUUGUAUUUGCGGCUUUUACCGAGGAGUUCAUCUCUGCACCGUUUACUGAGCAGAUCUUUCACUUCUUUAUCCCGGCACUGUCGGAUUUCCGUCACUCAUUCCCAUUCGAGGCCUUCCUGAGCUCCCUUAAGGCCACGAUUGACUCUUCCUCAGCAGCACAGAGCCAGGCACCGUGGCUGUUUUAUUUCGUCCUCUCUGCAGGGGAAAACUGCUUAGGCUCACUAUCAGAGGAGGGUCUCCUGCUGUAUCUCCGGGCUCUGCAGACGCUGCUGCCACUGCUGCCAGUGUCAGAAAGCAGCAGCAGGCCAGAAGUGACCAGCGACUCAGAAGAUGAUGAUGAUGCUGGCAUCCACCCGUUACCCAUGCAGGAUGACAGCCGGAUUUCUGUGCAGCUGAUAACGGAGGAGUGUGUCCACAAGCUGGACACCAAGCAGCAGACCAACGCCCUGCUGAACCUGGUGUGGCGGGAUUCAGCCAGUGAGGAGGUUUUCACCAUGAUGGCAUCCAUCUGUCACACGCUCAUGGUGCAGCAUCGCCUCAUGGUGCCGAAAGUCAGACUUUUGUACAGUUUAGCUUUCAAUGCACGCUUCCUGAGGCAUCUCUGGCACCUGAUAACUUCCAUGACAACUAAAAUGAUCACUGGCUCUAUGGUGCCGCUGCUACAGCUGAUCUCACGAGGGUCUCCCAUGUCAUUUGAGGACUCCAACCGCAUCAUUCCCCUCUUCUAUCUCUUCAGCUCUCUCUUCAGCCACUCUCUUAUCUCCGUGCAUGACAGCGAGUUUUUUGGGCAUGAAAUGGAAGGUCAGACACAGUCGUCCAUGAUGCCCUUCACGCUGUCAGAGCUGGUGACUUUGUCUCGCUGUCUGAGAGAUGCGUGUCUGGGCAUCAUCAAGCUGGCCUACCCGGAGACCAAAACAGAGCACAGAGAGGAGUACAUGGCUGCCUUCCGUAGUGUGGGCGUCAAGACGAACACCGAGGUUCAGCAGCGUAUCCAGGCCGAGCAGAAGCGCUGGGUACAGCUCUUCAAGGUCAUCACUAACUUGGUGAAGAUGGUGAAAGCUCGUGACAUCAGGCGACCCUUCUGUCCAGCAGGUCACUGGCUCUCUGAGGAAGUCAACAUCAGAGCUGAUAAGGUCACCCAGCUGUAUGUCCCAUCUGCAAGACAUGUGUGGAGAGCACGAAGGAUGGGCCGCAUUGGGCCGCUUCAGUCAACACUUGACGUUGGGUCAGAGCCUCCACAGCUGUCUGUGUCCGAAGAGAGACAUCUGGCCAUCCUCACAGAGCUGCCGUUUGUGGUUCCCUUUGAGGAGCGAGUGAAGAUCUUCCAGAGGUUAAUCUAUGCUGACAAACGGGACGUGCAGGGGGACGGGCCAUUCCCUGAUGGCAUCAAUGUCACCAUCAGACGCAACUACAUCUAUGAAGACGCCUACGAUAAACUCUCUCCAGAAAACGAACCCGACCUAAAGAAAAGGAUCCGAGUCCAUUUGCUGAAUGCUCAUGGUCUAGAUGAGGCGGGCAUUGAUGGUGGUGGCAUCUUUCGGGAGUUCCUCAACGAACUCCUCAAGUCUGGGUUUAACCCCAACCAGGGUUUCUUCAAGACAACCAAUGAAGGCCUGCUAUAUCCCAGCCCUGCUGCAGAGAUGCUGGUGGGAGACUCCUUCACAAGACACUACUACUUCCUUGGCAGGAUCCUCGGAAAGGCGCUGUAUGAGAACAUGCUGGUAGAGUUGCCCUUUGCCAGUUUCUUCCUGUCCAAACUUCUGGGAACCAGUGCAGACGUGGACAUCCACCACCUGGCCUCGCUGGACCCAGAGAUGUAUCGGAACCUUCUCUUCCUCAAGAGCUACGAGGGCGAUGUGGAGGAGCUGGGCCUUAACUUCACUGUGGUCAACAACGAUCUGGGAGAAGCUCAGGUGGUCGAACUGAAGCCGGGGGGCAAAGACAUUCCCGUGACCACAGCAAACCGGAUAGCCUACAUCCAUUUGGUGGCCGACUACAGACUGAACAAGCAGAUCAGGCCUCAUUGUCUGGCCUUCAGACAGGGUCUGGCCAAUGUGGUCAACCUCGAGUGGCUGCGUAUGUUUGAUCAGCAGGAGAUCCAGGUGCUGAUAUCUGGGGCGCAUGUGCCAAUUUGUCUUGAUGACUUAAAAAACUUCACAAACUACUCAGGUGGGUACUCAGCCACUCACCCUGUCAUCCAGACCUUCUGGGAGGUGGUCGAAGGCUUUACAGAUGAAGAAAAGCGCAAGCUGCUGAAAUUUGUCACCAGCUGCUCCAGGCCGCCUCUGCUGGGCUUCAAGGAGCUUUAUCCGGCCUUCUGCAUUCACAACGGUGGCUCUGACCUGGAGCGCCUGCCCACCGCCAGCACCUGCAUGAACCUGCUCAAGCUCCCCGAGUUCUGCGACCAGCACCUGAUGAGGAACAAGCUGCUGUACGCCAUCGAGUCCUCUGCCGGGUUCGAGCUGAGCUGAGCAGGGCCACGGCUUCUCUGUCUCUGCAUCCACGGACUCGACGUCACAGAAACGGCUUCGGAGUAAAAAGACUUUUAAAAAAGUAGAGGAGGAAAAACAAAAUGAUGCACUGACCUGCCUGAUUUACUGUGUGUUUCUGUGUGUGUGUGUGUGUGUGUGUGUGUGUGUGUGUGUGUGUGUGUGUGUGCGUGCGUGUGUGUGUGUGCGUGUGCCAAGCUGAAGGUGAAUAAAGCCUCGCCCAUAGACUUGAGAAAGGGGCGCAAGGAUGAAGUGGGGUAGGAAGCCUUUUUUUUAUGUUACUUUUAAGUAAUUUAAAUAUUUAGUCACUUGUCAGAACAUUUCAGAAGAUGCAAGUGAAUUUUGCAGGAAGUAUAAUGCGCUGAAACGAAAACAAGAGCAGCGUCUGCUCUCUUGCGUAGUCUAACAUGAAUGGACAGUUAUUUUUCACCAAAGAUUAAGUGGCAUCAUUUAGAUAAAAAGGCAAUAUAACAACAGGGGGACAGACUGUGGACUCUAAAGCCACCUUGUGGUGUGCCAAGGGCUGCGGAUGCGGAGGAGCUUUUGUGUACAGCUAUCAUGUAUUUUCAUGUAGAGGUCAUUGAAACUCCAGUUUUUUUUGUGAUAUCUCAAAUUAUUAUUAUUACUAGUAUUAACUGUCAUGUCUGAUAACCAUACUGUAAGUGUGCACACGCCAUCUGAAGUGUAGAAAUUACCUUUAUUGCUGAACUAAACUGGGGCAAAGGAUUAUAAGAUUAUGGUUUUGUGAAUAUGUAUAUGUUUACAACCGCUCUUGUAUUCUCUGUAUUUGUACAGGUUUGUUUUUCUUUCCUUUGUGUGACGAAUGGAGGCUUUUUGUUUUCACACAUGCCUUCCAAGGUGAACAAUCUCUUCCCUGAUCAGCACCUGAAAGUUUGCUCUUAGGAAGCAGCAACCAUGUCAUGUUGUUGAGGCCUACAGAUGAUCAGUGUACCAACAGGGUGAAAAAAAACAAGAUUGUAUGGAAAUGAAUAAAGCCACUUUUCUUUUUGCAGUUUC